ACAGCCUCACAAGAACGUGCAGCUGGGGCGCUUGUUGCUGUUUUGUUCCCAGAAAACGAGAACUGCCAGCAAUCCUCUGGCAUCUGAAUAGACCCGUGUCAGACAAACUGUAUCUGGACUUGAUGGGAAACCAAGCUGGAAUACCAAGCAGCCCUUUGAUCUGCUGGCAGAAAGGGGGACUGGCUCAGUAAGUAAUCCUGCCUUGCAGUUGCAAAGGUACUCUCCAUAAAGGAGCGAGCCCUCUCGCUGCACAGCCCUGCAAGACACGCCUGCCUGGGCUGUCUCUGUCCUCAUUCCUCCAAACCAGUUCCAACAAUAACAGCAACUCCUGUGUGCAGCUGCCUCGUUAGGGAGAAGAUGUAUUUCUCCUCUUUCUACUGAGGGAUGAAGCUUCCAAAUCUGUGUGAUGUGAGCAGGUGAGGAUGUCUGACAAGUCCAAAUGAUAUUUUCAGGUGUUCUACUGAUCUUGGCACUGACAGAAGAGCUGGUGUUUUCUGUUCAGGUAUUGUCUCCCACUGUCUCCUCCGCUCAGGGCUUCCCGAUGGACACUACCACUAUCACAGCCAUGGGAACAACACCUCACCACAAAGACCGCCACGCGGCAGAGCCCCUUCCCACGUCCACUCACGCUAUUCCCCACCCCGUCAGCCUGGCAGAGAAAGCCCCUUCCACCAGGCAAAAGCAAGCGAGCGACCCUCGCAGCGGCGGAAAGGAAACGUAUCAUUUAUACAACCAGAGUGCUUUGUACUCGGGACAGACUCGCCCCAAGGGGAAAAUAUUCCAGGUCUUCAAAGGCAACUUCACAGAGUCCUCAGAGCCUUACCUAAAGACAACCCUGCACUCUCCCUUCCCUACCCUGAGAAGCCCUUUCACAGACCACCCGUUUCAGUCCCAGACCACAGCAUCCAGUGAUCCGAAUGGUGUGGGGCUGGCAAGAACUACACACUCAGACCCUGCUCCCCACCACAGCACCUCGGGAAGCCUUAGGGAAGCAGAGCGAGGGGACGGGACCGAGCUAGUGGUGCAGGAAGCAGAUUUUGCCACCACAACUGCUGGACCAUCAUCUGAUCCUGAAGCAGUGUCGGUGCCUUUUAAACCCACCCGCUAUGGUGUAUGGGAUAUGCUGAGCAAAAACAACUCUUGGGUAACCUUGAAUCUCAGUACAAAUGUCCCCCUGUUUGCUGGCCCUGGAUCUGCAACAGCAGCAGCGGGUCACUCGGUUCAGACCAGUUUUGACAUCAGCGUCUCCUCCCCGGCAGCGGGAGACCCCAAGGGACCCGCUCCAACACAGCACGGUGCAGUGACUAACGCGACCUUGCUGGGCAGUGCUCUCUCCGCAGUGCCUGCCACGAGGUUGUCCAGCUCCAUUUCCACAUCUGGCUCCACCGCCACCGGGAACUUCCUAAACAGACUGGUUCCCGCCGGGACCUGGAAACCCGGGGUGCAAGGAAACAUCUCCCAUGUCACCGAGGGGGACAAACCCCAGCACAGAGCAACCAUCUGUCUCAGCAAGAUGGACAUUGCCUGGAUCAUUCUGGCUAUCAGCGUACCUAUAUCCUCAUGUUCAGUUCUGCUGACAGUGUGCUGCAUGAGGAGGAAGAAAAAGACAUCUAACCCAGAAAACAAUCUGAGCUAUUGGAAUAAUGCUAUCACCAUGGACUACUUCAACAGGCAUGCUGUAGAAUUACCGAGAGAGAUCCAGUCCCUGGAGACUUCAGAGGACCACCUCUCCGAGCCGCGCUCCCCCGCCAACGGCGACUACCGCGACAGCGGGAUGGUCCUCGUGAACCCCUUCUGUCAAGAAACGCUUUUUGUAGGACAUGAGCAAGUAUCUGAAAUAUGACCCCAACGCUGCCCGCAUAUUGCAGUUUCAUCUCUACUGUCUCCAAAUUAUAAAUAAAUAUAUAUAUUAUAAAUAUAACCUUUGUGUAACCCUGAAUUACAAGAAAUGUUUUCAGCUUUUCUUUUCUCCCUCAGAAUUGUCGACCCCUUUUUUAUAAGUGUGGUAAAACUUUACAGAACAAACUGUGGCUUUAUAAAAUAAAGGUAUUU
This is a messenger RNA of Phalacrocorax carbo (great cormorant), 2052 nucleotides long. Lineage: Eukaryota; Metazoa; Chordata; Aves; Suliformes; Phalacrocoracidae. The record is from RefSeq and is a predicted model, not a curated record.